Molecule: messenger RNA, 1045 nt
Organism: Linum trigynum
Lineage: Eukaryota; Viridiplantae; Streptophyta; Magnoliopsida; Malpighiales; Linaceae
Source: the annotation of a GenBank genome assembly
GCUCUGCUGCAGUAUCCUCGGUCCAUAUUCGAAUUCAGAAGAAGCUUCCCAGAAAUGUUGUUUUUUUUUUUGACAAGUGGGAAUCUUUAUUGCACUUUAAUUAGUCAGUUACAAAGAGGGAGACAGAAACCAACAUUCUGGUUCCAACAAGAGGAAACCCCAAGGAACACAGUUACAAACAAACUAUGUUGAGCAAAUGCAGCAAACAAGAGCGAAACACAGCCUGAAAGCAGCCGUCCAAGAGAGCAAAACCCUCGAAAAUGAAAACAGCUCAUCGGAAACCCUCUUGCACCCAACCAUUCAAAGUACAACAAGAUCAAAAACAGCUUGUCCGAUCAAAUCAAACUCCAUGGCAAGUGAUCAUCAUCAAACCAUUUGCCGCCUCCCGGAGAUAACUCAAUGGCAUCCAACACAGUGAAUCCUAAAAAUAAGAUUGCAUGGCGGUGGAGGAGGAAAAGAAACGGAUGCUCCAAGCUGAAAAGGCAGAGGAAGUUGAGGGAGCGAGAUCAGAAUCGCAGCAGAGGAGAAGAUCCCACGGGAGCCACACAUCUCUACGGAGAAAACCGAUUCCCAGCCGCAACCACCGGGGAAGACCCAACCCUCCACGCUCCGACGGCUCACCGAGUAACACAAACUCACAGGGGAGGUCAGAGGGUGAGAGCCGAGAAUGGCUUCACCAAAAGGUGAGACCACCAACCUGAGAAACAACACCCCCAUCCAGAUCUGGAAGAUGCACCCAAGCUGCUAACUCCGGCUCCAACAUUGAGCAAGCCCAGGACAGAACCCAAGACCCGAAAGAAGAGCAGUAGCUCAACUGGAAAGGGGAAAAUCAGAAGGCCACAACGGCAAGGAAAAACAGAACUGAAAUCCGAAUGAAAAAAAACCAGAGCAAAGCAACAAAAACCCAGAACAUGGAAGGAUUUGGGCCACCGCCGGUCUCCAAGAGGGAGCCGGCGGCAGCCCCUGAAGUCUGAAAUGGAAGCUUGGAAGAAGAGAGAAGGCAGAGCAAAAUUCAAACUAAAAGUAAUGAAAUGUUGUUUGUUGG